CCGCCCCCAACGUUAGGCCCCGCCCCUCGUUCCUCAGCGUCCCACUAAAGCGAUUUCAGCUCCUGAAGGGAUUCUUCCCCGCGUUCACGGAUGGCAACAUGGCGACAGAGUUCCAUAACCUGCAGGAGUUGAGGCACAGCGCGUCUCUUGCCAACAAGGUGUUCAUCCAGAGGGACUACAGCGAAGGGACCACAUGCAAGUUUCAGACCAAGUUCCCGUCUGAGCUAGAGAGCAGGAUUGAACUGACUCUGUUUGAGGAGACUGUGAAGACACUGAACAACUUCUACGCAGAGGCAGAAAAGAUUGGAGGCCAGUCUUACCUGGAGGGCUGUCUGGCGUGUGCCACGGCUUAUCUCAUCUUCCUCUGCAUGGAGACUCGCUAUGAGAAGGUGUUGAAGAAAAUAGCAAAGUACAUUCAAGAGCAGAACGAGAAGAUCUAUGCUCCCAGAGGUCUGCUUAUCACUGAUCCUAUCGAAAGGGGAAUGCGUGUUAUUGAGAUAUCCAUCUACGAAGACCGAGGUUCCAGUGGCUCCAGCUCCGGCAGCAGUUCGGUUUCUGGCAGCACCGCUCGAUGACUGGGCGCAGAGCUCUCCCUGCAGGAAAACUUAGGACAGUAACGGCGCUCACGUUCCAACGGCCUUCACAUCCCAUUUACAUUCAUAUCGAGCACUCACCAGCCUCCAUGACAAUGUUUGUCACCUUGACCUGCCAUCACACAGUUGUUCCACAGUAGUCAAAACACGCACGUUAGCCGUCUCAAAGAUGUAAACGCGUAACAAUGCACCUCAGACAGGACUCACCCACUCAUUGUAACAGUAAGAAAUCAAGAUAAAGAAAGUGUCCCAAUAAGGUACAUAUGCUUUUUCUUUGCACCACUUGACAUGACACCAAUGCAGUCUGCUGGCUAAAGAAAACCACAUUUAUUCUUAAUUGCUUUUAAUGAUCCAGUUAAGAACAAUUCCUUGUGCAAUUGUAGCAUUGGAACCAGCCUGGGGCAGUGAGGGCGGGGUCGGGGGGUGGGGGGGUGGGGGGGGGGGGGUGGGGGGGGAUCCCUGUUGGUUUUCAGAGAUGAUACUGUACCUUUAACAUUAGACAAAAUGCGACCACAUUUGCUCAGUGGGACUGUUCGUUUACCUUCCCGUUCCUUUAAGAACUAUCCUUUACGAUCUAUGAAUGGGAUCUGCUGUCUACAGUUUCUCCAUCUUUUCUUUCUGCCCUCAAAACAGAACAAACAGAAAGAAGGAGGUGCCAAGCCAAGUAGAACCAUAAGCUUCACUGAACCUUUAUACCUCAACUAACAUCCAGUAGGUGCACAACAAACCCCAGACCCCUCACCAAUUAGAAGGCUUUUCUGAACUCGUUCAAAUCAACUCUUCACAUUAGGAAGGGUUUUAUUUUAACGUCAGGUUUUCCGUUAUUCAACCUGACUCCAGAGGUAGCUGUAUUCAGUGUGACGCCACGCUAAAGUUCACUUGCCAAAAGCUCAGUUUACCAGGGUCGAGCAUUUCUUCCCGUUUUACCUCCGAUGUUUUCCACACUGCCUGAAAGCAGAUGAAUGUCAACCCACUCUAGUAUGCAAUGUAGCAUAUCUUCUGUACUUUUCACUCUUUACGCCUGCAUUUCCUUUGCUGGACAUGGAGACGCCUGCAAAAAUGUGAGAACUACCCUGUUCAGUUUCAGCGAGAGAGGCGGACUCUUCCUAAGUGUAGAUCAUGCAAGGGCUCACUGUGAGUUACGUCUGGACGUAAGGAGAGAAAGAACAGGUCAAAACGUCUUCCUGAAUAUUACUUUCUCAUUUCAAAAAUACACCUGCCAUUUCUUGAUUCAAACUUCCAAAGAACCGUAACUGCCAAAAAGAAAAAAGAAAAAAGAAAAAUAAAAGCUCAUAAAUUUGAAUGUCACUUUUAUUUUCAUGAUGUUUUCAGAAAGUACAAGUUUUCAUACUGCUUGUUUACUACAUGUGGCAUAAAGGUCAAACCAAAAGGUGUCAAAUAAACUGUUUCAUCACAA
Messenger RNA from Gambusia affinis (western mosquitofish), 2010 nucleotides. RefSeq names its product golgin A7 family, member Ba (gene golga7ba). Gene Ontology annotation, biological process: protein targeting to membrane; peptidyl-L-cysteine S-palmitoylation. NCBI's taxonomy places the organism in Eukaryota, Metazoa, Chordata, Actinopteri, Cyprinodontiformes, Poeciliidae. The record is from RefSeq and is a predicted model, not a curated record. The coding region runs from base 99 to 575 and encodes 158 amino acids. Gene Ontology annotation, cellular component: palmitoyltransferase complex. The transcript is spliced from 5 exons.